UCGACUCGCAAGUCACAACUCACAAGUGCAAGUGCAAGAGCCGACGCCACCUGCACCGCAUUAAUUCAAUCCCCAUUCCUCUAUCGUCUGACGUUUUGAUUAAAGUCUUAUUCUCGUCUGAUCGGCCCCCUUUUCUAUAUUAAUUCACACUUACUGCACUGAAGUAGUGGAUUGAGAAAAGAAAACCUUGUGUUUAAAACAGAAACGUAGUCAUGUCGAGUCCUGUCUCAAGAUCCGAAAAAGAAAAACAGAAACUUAUCCAAGAGAAAUGUCAAACAAUUUUAGCAUCGAUGUUACGUGACGAGGACAACAAAUACUGUGUCGACUGUGAUGCCAAAGGACCAAGAUGGGCUUCAUGGAAUCUUGGAAUUUUCCUAUGCAUCCGUUGCGCAGGAAUCCACCGAAACUUGGGGGUCCACAUAUCAAGAGUGAAAUCAGUCAAUUUAGAUUCUUGGACACCUGAACAAGUGGUUUCCCUACAGCAAAUGGGCAACAGCAGAGCAAGGGCUGUUUAUGAAGCAAAUCUUCCUGAUAAUUUUCGAAGGCCUCAAACAGAUUCAACGCUGGAAAGUUUCAUUCGGGCCAAAUAUGAAACUAAAAAACAUAUAGCAAAGUAG
This is a messenger RNA of Daphnia magna, 617 nucleotides long. RefSeq names its product stromal membrane-associated protein 1. NCBI's taxonomy places the organism in Eukaryota, Metazoa, Arthropoda, Branchiopoda, Diplostraca, Daphniidae. The coding region runs from base 213 to 617 and encodes 134 amino acids. Gene Ontology annotation, molecular function: GTPase activator activity; metal ion binding. The record is from RefSeq and is a predicted model, not a curated record. The transcript has 4 exons.